AUGUGGGCGGGAGGGCUGGCGGUCACGCUAGGCCCCGUUGGGGCUAGCGCGCAGUCUCCGCGCAAGAAAUCGCUUUUCAUGCAAAGAUCGGAAGACACUCGAUCCUCUCUUACAGCUGCUGCUGCUGCCGCGUCGUGCUAUUCCCCUCAACCUUGGAUCUUUCCUGGACCGAUGGCGUCUCUCCUACAGGCCCGUCCCGUCUGCUCGGCCGUUCGCAAGCAGUCGACGGUUCUACCUACCUAUCUUCAAAAUGCUUCGCAAUCCAUUGCUUCUACGUCAAGGACAUGUAGCUCAUUCUCUACACCAUUUUCAUCCUCUAGAUUGAUCAAUUCUCAACAUUCCCUCCGGUCCCUCCAACGCUUCAAUCCCCGCUCCGCCCCUACACAGCAAUGCCGGACCUUCCUGGUACAAUUAAAACGCCAGUCCCAGACCCUGAAAGAGAACACCCCUUCGACAACUACUCCCCUCCCAUCAUCAGCCAACUUGCAACUCACAAAUCUUCCUUAUUUCAUUCGUCGCACUGCCUCGAACCAACUUCCAGUUUACCUGGUCACCAAGGCCGGCGGUACCAAGCAGCAGACCAAGAUACAGAAGACCGAAGGUGACCUGGAUGCUUUAAGGAACGACCUUGCACAGUAUCUGGGCCUUGAAUCCGGCGAGCCUCGCUCUCCCAAGAGUUCAGACAUCACAAUCAACCGUCUUAAUGGACACAUCAUUGUCAAGGGCUGGCGAAAGCCUGAGAUUCAGAAAUUCCUUUUGGAGCGUAAUUUUUAG
Messenger RNA from Aspergillus bombycis, 774 nucleotides. Its product is annotated as mitochondrial 54S ribosomal protein mL49. Lineage: Eukaryota; Fungi; Ascomycota; Eurotiomycetes; Eurotiales; Aspergillaceae. The record is from RefSeq and is a predicted model, not a curated record. The coding region runs from base 1 to 774 and encodes 257 amino acids. Gene Ontology annotation, biological process: translation. The transcript is spliced from 4 exons. Gene Ontology annotation, molecular function: structural constituent of ribosome. Gene Ontology annotation, cellular component: mitochondrial large ribosomal subunit; ribosome.